UUGCUCGGAGUUAGACAGCUAAUUAAGUCGGCAUUAUUGGAUCAAGGAAGCCAAGCAUCGCGCUCGCAUCCCUCGCCAUGUAGAUCGCAGCCGGCCACCCUACACAAAUACGUCGUAGUACACUUAGUCAUAGUUCAGGCCGCGCUGAAAGGGUGAACGCCGCGGGGCAUGACGACCUGCCAAACGUGUUUUAAUUAGAGGUGAAUUCCGUUGUGCGCGGGAUUACUCGAGAGAACGGCGUUCCUUAAAGAAUCUAUAUAGGAACAUUUCAGACAUUGUUUGUCGGCAAGAUGAACGACUUUGGUUACGGGAAACGAAAAGCAAGUAACGAUCGAUACGGUAAUAAUCGAGAUGAACGGAUGAAAAUGGAAAAUCGGAGUAAGAAUCAAGACACAGGGUCUGGGACUCUUAAACGAUUGGAUAGCAUUCAGGAUCCAGGAAAAAGAUACGCGUUGAAGGAUUGUAUCGGUGUUGGCGUAUACGGCAACGUGUACGAGGGAAUUGAUCAACAAGCCGGAAAUAAAAAGGUUGCCAUCAAGAUUCAAAAGCUCACGCCGGAAACGCAGUCUCUGAUUGUGGAGGAGUAUCGAAUUCUUCGCGAUUUCUCCGGUCAUCCAAAUCUCCCGGAUUUUUAUGGAAUAUAUCGUAGACGAUCCGCGAAGAAGUCCGAGUAUGAUGAGAUAUGGUUCAUUAUGGAGUUCUGCGAAGGAGGAACAGUUUUGGAUCUUGUUCGUGGGAUGAUCGCAAGUUGCAAAAGAAUGCGAGAGGAGCACAUUGCCUUUAUCUUGAAGGAAGUGAUCAAGGCUUUAAUCCACUUGCACGAGCACAAUGUGAUCCACAGAGACAUCCGUGGCAGCAAUAUCGUCCUAACGAAGGAAGGCGAAGUGAAAUUGGUCGAUUUUGGGCUUUCCAGGGCAAUGAAAAGCGAACUCGAGAAACGACAUACCUGCGUAGGCUCACCAUCCUGGAUGGCGCCAGAAGUCAUCAAAAGCACCGGAGCUAAUAAUGGAUACGAUAACAAGAUCGACGUAUGGGCAAUGGGCAUCACGGCGAUAGAGCUCGCCGAUGGCAAGGCACCCUUCGAGGACAUGCAUCCGACACGCGCUCUCUUCCAGAUAGUCCGGAAUCCACCGCCGACAGUUUACCGACCCGCCAACUGGUCGGAGAAUCUCAACGACUUCAUCUCGGAAUGUCUCGAAAAGAAUCCCGAGAACAGACCAUAUAUAGUAGAGAUCAUCGAACAUCCCUUCCUAGCAGAGCUACCUGGAAACGAUUACACGCUGUCGCAAGAAAUAAAAACAUUGAUGAUGGAUGUCUCAGAGAAGGGCAGAGAACAAAGAAAAGCAGAGUUGAUAGUUCGCAACGGUUUUCUGAAGACUCGUAAGGAUGAAUCAGCGGAACAGAUGCUCACGGAAGAUUUGGCGGCGUUGGAGAUCCUAACCGAAGAUGUGAUUCUAGAUGAACUUUGCGAAAGAUUAAAACGGGGUGAAUAUCACACAUUUGUCGGCGAUGUUCUGCUGAUACUCAAUCCAAACGAGGAACGCGUUAUUUACGAUGCUUAUCAUCAUAUGAAAUAUCAAUGCAAAUCGCGAUCAGAUAACGCCCCUCACAUCUAUUCCGUGGCGGACAGCGCAUUUCAAGACGUUAUGCAUAAUGAAGAACCGCAGCACAUUUUGUUAGCCGGUGAGAGCAAUUCUGGAAAAACGACGAAUAUGCUGCAUUUAAUAAAACAUCUCAUGUUUCUCGGAAAAGGUCUGCAGGACACGGGAAUGAGAGUACUCCGAGCUAUACAAAUUAUUCAUGCUUUUACCAACGCGGCGACACCGCUUAAUGCUAAUUCCACUAGAUGCAUAUUGCAAAUACAGACGACUUUCGGCUCGACCGGCAAAGCAUCCGGUGCAAUAUUUUGGCUAUAUCAAUUGGAAAAGUGGCGUGUUUCCACUCGCGACAGAAAUCAAUCAAAUUUCCAUGCCUUUUAUUACUUGUACGAUGGUUUCGAUGCGUCAGGGAAAUUAAAGGAUUAUUAUCUACCAAAUGGAAGAAGACUUCGAUAUCUUAGAAUAACCGACAAGAAUAUCGAAAAGAAACGAGCGUUCAAGGUGAGAAACGAUCCGGAGCACAACGUAGUCAAGUUUGAAGAACUUAUAGAACAUUUUAAAUUUAUGGAUAUGGAAGAGCAUUGCGAAACUAUUUGGAAAAUCCUCGCAGCUAUUCUGAUACUCGGGGAGAUCCGAUUCGUCGAAGGUAAUAACGGAGAAGCUGAAUUGGAUAAUAACGAAGCCGCUAACAGAGUAGCCGAACUCCUUGGCUUAGACUCGAAAAAAUUUAUCUGGGCUCUAAUUAAUUAUUGCUUGAUUGUGAAGGGAUCGGCGAUGCGUAGAAAACACACUUGCGAAGAGGCAAAAGAAGCACGAGAUGUCAUAGCGAAUACUCUUUAUCAGCGUUUAGUAGACUGGAUAAUCAACGUUAUCAAUUAUAAGCUGUUAAUGACUCGCAGCCUUUACGGUGACAAAUAUUCUAUCAGUAUCCUCGAUUAUUUUGGAUUUGAAUGUUUCUCAGUAAAUCGAUUGGAGCAACUCCUAAUAAAUACAAUGAACGAGCAAAUGCAAUAUUAUUAUAAUCAAAGAAUAUUCACCUGGGAAAUGCAAGAACAAAAUGAGGAAGAUAUACCCAUAAAAAGAUUUCGCUUUUAUGAUAAUAAGGAAGCGGUCGAUCAGCUGAUGAGCAAGGAGAAUGGUCUCCUGCGUAUUAUCGAUGAUGCUUCGCGACAAUUGCAGGACGCUCAAUAUAUUUUCGAGAGGAUCAAAGAGCAUAAGCGUGGCAUUUAUAUAAAACCGGUGAGCUCGCACGAGUUCACGGUCGCACACUAUACCGGCAAAUUGAUAUACGACGCCAGCGAAAUCGCAGCGAAAAAUAGAGACUUUGUGCCGCCAGAGAUGAUCAGCACGAUGAGAUUCUCCUCGUGCGAUGUAGUCAAACAAAUGUUCACCAACAAACUGACCAAAUCAGGCAGUUUAACGAUUAUCCAUGAAUCUUGUCUCGCGAAGAAAAACAAAUGGAGUGCUCUUAUGCAAGAAUCUUCCAAUUUUCGCAAAUAUAAUACUGCGUCUAGAGGACAAUAUUCGCAAACUCGCAAAAUGAGGACGUGUUCGUCGACAUUCAGAGCGACGAGUCUUGAAAUUUUGAAAAAUCUUGCGAUAAGUGCGGGUAGUGGUACGCAUUUUGUUAGAUGCAUACGCUCUGACCUCGAGGAUGUUCCUUGCGGUUUUUAUCGGGAAGUUGUUAGACAGCAAAUCAGAGCGUUAGCAGUACUUGACACAGCAAAAGCCAGACAACGCGGUUAUCCAUAUAGGAUACCUUUCCAAGAAUUUCUUCGCAGAUAUAAAUUUCUGGCCUUCGAUUUUAACGAAACAGUCGAGAUGACGAAGGAUAAUUGUAGAUUACUUCUGAUCAGAUUAAAGAUGGAAGGAUGGAUUAUUGGCAAGACUAAGGUCUUUUUAAAGUACUACAAUGAAGAAUAUUUGUCACGCUUAUAUGAGACACAAGUAAGAAAGAUUAUAAAAAUACAGUGUAUGAUGCGUGCCUUUUUAGCGCGCAAAAAUAUUGUUUCAAAAAUGAGCAACAUUAAGAAGGAGAUUGAAAAAAGAGCGUCAAUCAAGAGGAGAAAUUUACUAUCAGCUGAUGAAGCGGCAGUGAUGAUACAGAAAGCAUACAGGGGACAUAUGGUGAGGAAAGAAAUGGGGCCCUUACUGAAGGGAGAAAUGGACCAAGAAACGAAAGAUUUUAUCAAAUUCUAUUACAGCAAGUGGAGAUUGAAAAGUAUGUUUCAAGUCCUCCUAUGGUAUCGUGCAGCCCGUUACCAAGAUCUUGUGCAGUUUUCCCAACAGGUUCAUCUAUAUAAUCAAUCAAUAAUGGCAGUGUUGAAUGAGACAAAUAAAUUUGUAUCUCUUGAAAAAAUCGAUCCAAACGACAAAAUAGAUGCCUACAGUGAGAUGAAACCCCCUCAAGUUUACAAACUACCUUUCAAUUUGCAACAAGAACUAUCGUACUUCGAUACAAACUAUAUGAACGACCCCUCGAACAUAAACCUUAAACGUGCAGGAUCUAUAACAUCCAUGAUGAGCGACGAUGAGCACGAAUCUUGGGAUGCACCAUUACGUAGGCAAACCGUUCCUUGGGCUAAUAAUAACGUUAACACUAGAGAUGUCGAAGUUCAAACGACAAACUCACCACAUCGCGUGCUCCUUCAUCGUUCGUCGAUCGGUGGGGAUCAAAGUUUGAUCAACAUUCCAUUCACCAGGGAUCCCAAUGUUCCGAUUCAGUGUCCACUGGAAAAUCCAACUCGCCACAAGGGUGGAAUUGCCGGCUUUCAAACUGCAAAUAAACGUGAUACCAUACAAUCAUCCGAAUCUCACAUUCCUCACUCUAAUAAUAACGAUAAUGCUGGAUCAGCACGCUGCAGACAAAAAAUACCACCAUUCAAUCAAAUGCAAUCCUCAACAAUGCAAACUUUCAACAAUUAUGAAUCAGAUGUUCCAAACAGAAACAUUGAUGGAGACACAAGCUGGACAUUUGAGAAUGAACUUAAUCGUAAUAUCAACAAUAUUCGUGUAAAUGCCAUCAAAGAAUUAGAAAUGAUCGGACACAGAAAUAAUAAUGAUGAAAAUGAUGAUGCACCUCCGUUUAACUUUCAGGCGAUGUUGCGGAAAACUCCUCAUCAGCGUGCUUCGAUGAAACGCAAUCCUGUAUAUGAGAGUAACACAUCACCGUCAAUGCCAGAAUCUUAUCAUCGCGGUAACGAAAAUUUGUACAAUUCGAAUGUCGCCAACAAGAGCGGCGAUAGUCGAGAUUCACCAGAAUGGAGUCCGAAUGAGAUGAUUCUCAUGUCAGAGAAGUACGCGAAACAGGAUGCAUGGAAUGAGAAAUGCGCCAAUGAUGGCGAUAGUGUUACUACAGAGAUUGCACCAGGAAUUGUCGUUAAAGGCUAUGUAGCUGAGCUAUAAAGCAUUGAAGAAAGAAUUAAGAGACCAUUGUGUGCAUCACUGGCCGAUAGAUUGUGCGCCGUUAUCACAUGCCGUCUCCAA
This is a messenger RNA of Camponotus floridanus (Florida carpenter ant), 5084 nucleotides long. RefSeq names its product neither inactivation nor afterpotential protein C (gene ninaC). Gene Ontology annotation, molecular function: cytoskeletal motor activity; protein tyrosine kinase activity; ATP binding. The record is from RefSeq and is a predicted model, not a curated record. Gene Ontology annotation, cellular component: myosin complex. The transcript has 25 exons. NCBI's taxonomy places the organism in Eukaryota, Metazoa, Arthropoda, Insecta, Hymenoptera, Formicidae. Gene Ontology annotation, biological process: protein phosphorylation. The coding region runs from base 291 to 5003 and encodes 1570 amino acids.